GUAGGUGCCCGGUACUGGAGGUCGGGCAUGCUCAUGAAACGUCCACUGCGAAAUGCUAUGCAAACGUCAAAAAUGAGCGCGAUUAACGAGAAAACACAGAGAUAUGUGACACGGGCGGUUUUUUAACCCGCCUUUCUGCUGCGCCCACAGCCGGACUCUUGAGGAGAAGCCGGAGAAAAGCCGAAGCAGCGCCGAGCAGCGUCUGUCCGUUUUGUCCUACAAAGGCGCCGAGUGGAGGCCCCGGUUAGCUAACCUGCCGGCGGAGGACGGCUUCCAGGGACACAUGAAACAGUAAAGACGGUCCUUCUGUAGAGGGAAGCGAGCUCCAACAUGAGGAAGGACGUGAGGAUCCUGCUGGUCGGGGAACCCAAGGUGGGGAAGACGUCGUUGAUCAUGUCUCUGGUCAGCGAGGAGUUUCCUGAUGAGGUUCCCCUGCGAGCGGAGGAGAUCACCAUCCCAGCCGACGUCACCCCAGAGAGGGUUCCCACACACAUUGUGGACUACUCAGAAGCAGAGCAGUCAGACGAGCAGCUGUAUCAAGAAAUCUCCAAGGCAAACGUUAUCUGCAUCGUUUAUUCAGUCAACAACAAGAAGUCGAUUGAAAAGGUGACCAGCCACUGGAUUCCCCUCAUUAACGACAGAACGGACAAAGACAGCAGGGUGCCAUUGAUUCUUGUGGGAAACAAGUCGGACCUGGUGGAGCACAGCAGCAUGGAGACCAUCCUGCCGAUCAUGAAUCAGUACCAGGAUAUCGAGACCUGCGUGGAGUGUUCUGCCAAAAACCUGAAGAACAUCUCUGAGCUGUUCUACUACGCCCAGAAGGCUGUUCUUCACCCGACCGGACCCCUGUACUGCCCGGAGGAGAAGGAGCUCAAGCCUUCCUGCAUCAAGGCUUUAACUAGAAUAUUUAAAGUGUCAGACCUGGACAACGACGGCAUCCUCAAUGACAACGAGCUCAACUUCUUUCAGAGGACGUGUUUCAACACUCCGCUGGCACCUCAGGCCUUGGAGGACGUCAAGAACGUGGUCCGGAGGAACAUGACGGACGGAGUCAAGGACAACGGACUCACGCUCAAAGGCUUUCUGUUCCUGCACACCCUCUUCAUACAGCGAGGUCGACACGAGACCACGUGGACUGUGCUGAGGAGGUUCGGGUACGACGACGACCUGGAGCUCACACAGGAAUACCUGUUCCCCCUGAUCAAGAUCCCAGCAGACUGCACCACCGAGCUGAACCACAACGCUUACCUCUUCCUUCAGAGUGUCUUCGACAAGCAUGACAAAGACAGAGACUGUGCGCUGUCGCCCGAUGAGGUGAAGGACUUGUUCAAAGUGUUUCCCUACAUGCCCUGGGGUCCAGAUGUCAACAACACAGUGUGUACCAAUGAGCAGGGAUGGAUUACGUACCAGGGAUACCUCUCCCAGUGGACGUUAACAACAUACUUAGAUGUGCAGCGUAGCCUGGAGUACCUGGGCUACCUCGGCUACUCCAUCAUCUACGAACAGGAGUCCCAGGCGGCUGCUAUAACUGUGACUCGUAACAAGCGCAUCGAUCUGCAGAAAAAACAGACCCAGCGCAGUGUUUUCCGCUGCAACGUGUUGGGAGCUCGAGGCAGUGGGAAGAGCGGCUUCCUCCAAGCUUUCCUCGGCAGGAACCUGCAGCGACAGAGGCGGAUCAGAGAAGAUCACAAGUCCUUCUAUGCCAUCAGCACGACCUAUGUUUACGGUCAGGAGAAGUACCUGCUGCUCCACGAGGUGAUGCCAGACUUCGAUUUCCUAUCGGAGGCAGACUUGGCCUGCGACGUGGUCUGCCUGGUGUAUGACAUCAACAAUCCCCGCUCGUUUGAGUACUGCGCAAAAGUGUACAAGCAAUACUUCAUAGACAGCAAGACGCCCUGCGUGCUGAUCGCUGCCAAGUCGGACCUGCACGAAGUCCGGCAGCACUACAGCCUCACGCCGCACGAGUUCUGCCGUAAGCACAAGCUCCACCCCCCGCAGCCGUUCACGUGCAACUCGACCGACGCACCCAACAAAGACAUCUACACCAGACUCACCACCAUGGCCAUGUAUCCCCACGCCCGUCUCCGCUGCAUGUGUUCCUGCAACAGGUGCACCUAUUGCCUGUGUCAGAACCUGCUCAGGUCGGAGCUGCUGCGCAGCCUUAAGGCCCAACUCCGCAGGGUGGUGUUCAACAGCUCCAGCCGGCCCGGCCGCUCUCUGUCCAGUCUGACACAGUGGAGUGUGGCCACGCUGUGCCAGUUGGCCCGGAGGCACAUGGCCCAGGCCGACCUGAAGAACUCCACCUUCUGGCUGAGAGCAAGCGUCGGGGCCACGGUGUUCGCCGUGCUGGGCUUCGCCAUGUACAGAGCGCUGCUCAAACAGCGGUGAUGAGACUUCCUCCUUCUGCUGUCCCUCCCCUCCUACCUGAAGAAAAUAAAGACUGGCUGAUUCCACCUCAUCCCUUUCUCACAGUACAACAUGGGCAAGAAACAAACGUCAAAGUCAUCGGUGCAUUUCUAUGAGAGUGUGGUUUAGUUUUGGUUUAUUUGUGGGUGAAGGGGCCGAUUGUUUUAGACAUGUCACUAGUUCAUCAGUCAGUUUGUAAAUGCUGCGGUCUGUUGGUCAGGAGCUGGUGGAUGCUUCAGCUCGUCAGCCCUCCUUUCUGCUCUCAGGUCAGUACAGGUCAGAUGCUGGUGGACCAGAGAGAGGCAGCCAGACAGACGCACCGCAGACGGACUGGAGUCUGUUUCUAGAUGUGUAUAUGCAGUAUAUUAUGUGUGUAUUCCAGACGUGUAGACAGCAUCACGCCAACAGGAGGUGUUAGACAAACCGCUGCAUCCAGCACUGGACCGGUCACGGAUGUGGUGCGCUUGUUUGCUUUGCGUGUUAAUUUAUUAACCCGGUCGUUUGUUUUCCUGUCUGUUGGAUUUCACCGCAUGGAUCAGAUGAAGCCACUUACAUUUUCAUGUAUUUUUGUAUUUAGUAUUAUCAAAGCUGUCUUCAUCGCGCCUCAUUUACCUGCUUUGUGUUUUUAUUUUUCUGAUUUUCAAAUAGAGCUUUGUCUUGCAUUAUAUUUUUCUGAAGUUAGACGCACCUUGGAGCAAGAAAUCCUGCAACUAACAGCUGCUCAGCACACCUGUCCCACCUUAAAGCUAUGGAAGCCUUUCUUGUUUUCCAGCAUCUACAGUAGAGACAUGUACGAUGUGACACGGCUGUAUGCGUGCGAACGGGUGAACUACAGCUACUUUAACAGCAAGAAGAAAAUAAGUGGUUUUAAAUAACUGUAAUAAAUGACAUUUACACCCUCUGAA
Stegastes partitus (bicolor damselfish) is the source of this 3311-nucleotide messenger RNA. RefSeq names its product ras homolog family member T1a (gene rhot1a). Gene Ontology annotation, biological process: mitochondrion organization. The transcript has 21 exons. NCBI's taxonomy places the organism in Eukaryota, Metazoa, Chordata, Actinopteri, Pomacentridae. Gene Ontology annotation, cellular component: mitochondrial outer membrane. The record is from RefSeq and is a predicted model, not a curated record. The coding region runs from base 331 to 2388 and encodes 685 amino acids. Gene Ontology annotation, molecular function: calcium ion binding; GTPase activity; GTP binding.